This is a messenger RNA of Empidonax traillii (willow flycatcher), 388 nucleotides long. Its product is annotated as antimicrobial peptide THP2-like. Gene Ontology annotation, cellular component: extracellular region. Lineage: Eukaryota; Metazoa; Chordata; Aves; Passeriformes; Tyrannidae. Bases 1 to 228 code for a protein of 75 amino acids. The record is from RefSeq and is a predicted model, not a curated record. The transcript is spliced from 3 exons. Gene Ontology annotation, biological process: defense response.
AUGAAGAUCCUUUAUCUGCUCUUUUCUCUCCUCUUCUUGACACUCCAGAUUUCUCCAGGUUUGUCUUCACCCCGGAGGGAAAUGUUUCUCUGUAGAAAAGGGACCUGUCACUCUGGAAGAUGCCCCGUCCAUCUGGUUAAAGUUGGAAGUUGCUUUGGGUUCCGCUCCUGCUGUAAAUGGCCUUGGGAUGUACAAGACUUUAAUGAACCAGACAUUGAAGAGCAAUGAAAAUUUCUUCUAAACCUAGGAAUUUACUCGGGAUCUCCUUACUGCUGAAACCACUGGAUCCUGCUGCAAAGCCUAACACACCUUUCACUUCCAAUGCAAAAAGCUUUAGAGUAAAUCCAAAUGUAUUCUGCACUGCUCCCCCUCCUCCUAAAUAAACUUU